Messenger RNA from Aspergillus fischeri NRRL 181, 354 nucleotides. RefSeq lists its product as uncharacterized. The record is from RefSeq and is a predicted model, not a curated record. The coding region runs from base 1 to 354 and encodes 117 amino acids. Lineage: Eukaryota; Fungi; Ascomycota; Eurotiomycetes; Eurotiales; Aspergillaceae. The transcript has a single exon.
AUGAAGCUGUCCAUCGACACACUCCUGGUCGCAGCAGCCAGCGUGGUUCUCGGAGGCACCCUCGUGCCAGUCACCGACAACCCCGAAGAAUGCGGCAGCCUCGUCGUGAUGUACGACCCAGACGCUCUCCGAGGGAGCCACUGCGGCAGACGUCCGCAAAUGCGACGGCCACCUCUGGGCCGCCAUCGCCCAACUGAGGGUGCAUCGCUGGCCCCGUGGGAUGCAGCGCUCGAAUUGGCCCAGAGCGGCGCCCCUGGCCUCGAGGCUCGGGCCAAAACGCUUACUACCUUGAUGCGCCUUAUGGGUGCUCUGGCGGGUUCUGCUGGAUGGCCUGUGGCAACACAGGCAGAGUGA